AUGAACUCUCCGUCUUCUCCUAUUGGGGAGAGUAGCCAAAUUGGCAGAUAUGGAACGAUGUCUCUCAUGAAACAGGAUGAAUCCAAUAGUGUUGUGACAGCUUUUGGCAUUGAUUCUGACAACCUCACUUUUGGUCGAGAUCAAAAUUGUGGGGUUCGACUCUACUAUCCAGAUGUGAGCUCCAUACACUGCAAGAUCACUUUCAAGGAACGAAAGGUAAGACUACUUGUUGAUGGAUGUAGAGUCUUCCCCAGUGCUUCCCCGUUCUCUCCGAAUACAAUACCCCUAACCAAUAACUCAGAAGUCGAAAUACAUGGCAAGCGGUUCAGGUUCACCUAUCCACCCAAGGAGCUCCGGGCACAACUACUGUCCACUCCAACGCGUCAGCAGUCAUUUCACGGCCCUCUAUAUCUUUUACGCGCCCUCCGUCUCUCCAUGAUCGAAUCUGCAGAAGUCUUUUCUCCUCGACCAUCUACCAACGCGAUGGAUAACCUGCGCGUUUUGCAAAGCCCGCUUAAA
Lentinula edodes (shiitake mushroom) is the source of this 519-nucleotide messenger RNA. RefSeq lists its product as uncharacterized. The transcript has 3 exons. The record is from RefSeq and is a predicted model, not a curated record. Lineage: Eukaryota; Fungi; Basidiomycota; Agaricomycetes; Agaricales; Omphalotaceae. The annotation marks the transcript as partial. Gene Ontology annotation, molecular function: protein binding.